Diversispora eburnea is the source of this 1968-nucleotide messenger RNA. The record is from the annotation of a GenBank genome assembly. Lineage: Eukaryota; Fungi; Glomeromycota; Glomeromycetes; Diversisporales; Diversisporaceae.
GUUGACUACGGCACAUAUGGCCAUAAUCGUGUGGAUUAUCCACUAGUACAGUCCCAUAUGGUCGAUGCUUGGGGGAGAUUGUCAUAUACGCCCACUAGGAGGUCAUCCCUACCUAGAAUGGAUUUAUCAGAAGGAAUCUCGCUUUUUUUCGAACAAACUCCAUUUAAAAACUGGUUUCCCACCAAAUGCCUAGAAUAUUUGGAAAAUAAAUCCUUAGAUUUUAGAACGUCUGACAAAGAAUUAGUUCAAACCGAAUUCAAGAGUCAUGUCCAUUCAUUAAUGACUCAUCAAGCAGUAACGAAAUCCGCACAAAAAAAAGCUAAAAGACUUUUGGAUGAAGCGGAUCGGAUGUUUGAAUCCGAAGAAGUUAUAGCGAUUUUUAAAAGAAUGGACACGAAGGCGAUUGAAAAAAGUAAAAGGCAGUUAUUAUUUGUAAAAAAAUCACUGUUCGAUACGGAAGUUCAGCUUACUGUUGAAGACCACAAAAUACAUACUGCAUCAUCUUCGAAAUUACAUACUUUAGGAACAGAAAUCCCAGGUAAAGCUUCCAAACGGAAACGUGAAAUAGAAGAUGAUCAAAUUGUAGUGGAUGGUGAUGAAAAUCGGGCCAAGAAAACCGGAAGUGGAAGGGAUAUUCCAAGCUAUCGUAAAUUUUUGGGCAAAACAUCAGUUUCGGAUAUCAUAUUCAAAGGGAAUGAAGAAGAAAAUGUUAUUCAAUAUAAUGAGCAACAGCCUGAAAAUGUGUACGAUAUAGAAUCGAAAUGCAGAAGCCCAACUUCACAGUCAGAUAACGAUUCCGGCGAUCAUGAAGAGUAUCAAGAUUAUGAAAAAAAUGUAUCCGAUUAUGAAGAGUGCUUCGAAGAAGAAAUUCCAUCUGACAUGGCUUCAGCUGAUACCAUUGGAAGUUGGAUUUUGUCGAGUGGUAAGGAUGUUGGCGAAGAACUAUCCAAAUACCGUGAAAAUAUUCCUCGCACAAAAGCAUAUCUUUAUCCCGCUUAUUUCGGUAUAUUGGAUCUUUCCGGUGAGGAUACAGAAGUAAAGAAAUUGUUUACAGAUGACGAAUGGAAUGAGAUGAUCAAGGAUUUUAAUAAUAAUGUAAAAUUAAGUGAUAUGGAAGACGAACAAGAGAGGCCCUUCUAUGAGCUGAUGGACAAAAUUUCCGAGGUAUUGAUGAAUAAACCUUCUGAUCUAAUUACCGGCAUUGAAAGCUGUGCGAUUGAAGACAAUAUAAAAGUAAAUGCAAUCAGACGACUCAUUCAGACAUAUGCAUACAACCUUCAACGCUUGCAAUUGCCAAUGUCUGAAGUUGCCUUUGGAAGUAAUUUCACGAAUGCAAUUACAAAAGGAAUAUUGACCUUUGAUCGAACCUAUCAUUAUGAAGAAGGUGAGAUCCAAGGACUUGCUUCAUCAGUAAUCACCAACAUGAAAUCCAAGCCUACCGAUAGAAGUUUAAUUGGUCAGAAAGUAGACUUCAGAGUUAGCAAAGAUCAAUUUGAAGUGUUGAUUGGAUUAAGAUCCGGUGGCCUUCCCACAUCACCGAAAGGCAAGAAAUGGAUGGAUAAGGUGGAUCUAUCGGUCGCGUUACGGGACGUGUUGGUAAACGAAGGAAUAGAAAAUAACGGCGUAAAACCAGAAAAAUUCCACAAACUUUUUACCUUAGGAGUACACACAUUUAAUUAUAAUUAUAACAUAUACGGAUUGGAUUGGAAAACAAGAGGUGUUUGGCGUAUAGGUUUGCUUCAAAAAGUUAAGCUACCUUUAUCAACUGAAAAUUUGCAAAUUAUAGAGAAACUUAUUAUAUCUUUGAUGCGUAUUGAGGAAACUUUGCAUCGUAUACGAAAAAUCCGGAAUGAAAUAUUAACCGAAAAGGCAAAAUUAUAUCGUUUCCGACGAACAUCAACAUGUGCCAUGGACUAUUCAAUUUGUGAACACGGUCGCAUAACUCGUACAAGAAAGGCCAAAGAAUAA